Molecule: messenger RNA, 1146 nt
Organism: Symbiodinium natans
Lineage: Eukaryota; Dinophyceae; Suessiales; Symbiodiniaceae
Source: the annotation of a GenBank genome assembly
AUGACUUCCACUCCAAGAUCAACACGGUCAACGCUGCCUUUCUUACCUGGCUACUCAGCCUACGACUUUAAGUUCGACAGCCGGAAGCCGCAGACCCUCUCAUGGGGUCCUGGCGGCUCGACAGUUCCCAAGCUGAACUUGGCCAUUGUGGAGAGACUCCGAGAUCCCUUUCAUCGCUAUGACAUGUCAUACAGGUCGCCAACGCACGAUGAGAAGCACUCCAUGAGGGAGUCCGCUCGAAACACGUAUCGGCCGGCCAUCCCACCAGCCUGGUUGGAGCAUGAUCGGCAAGUUCUGAAGUUCAGUGCGUACUCUCAGGAGCCGGUCUAUGAAAGCCCAAAGGAAGCCUUCAGGAUACGGCGCUGCACGAUCUACUUCUACCUGGAAGAUGGGACGAUGAUGGCCCACGCCUCUGGAAUGGAUCGAGCGUUGGUAAGGUUCACCAGAGACUUCUAUUUGCAUGUGCUCGGCGUGGUGCUUGAGGCGGAUCAGGAUGCCCCGCUGGAUUCCUUCCAAGCUUCCGAAAUGGAGGAGAUGUUGCUGACAUUAGCAUGUGAAGCUGUUCCCUUUCGCAACCUUGCGGACAGUCAUCACGCGCAACCUGCCCUCGACGAAAGCGUUGAUUUCUGCAAGAAGUGCGAGUCUGGCCGAGAGCAAGGAGGUCGCAACAGAUACGAUGCUCAAACUGCUUCUGCAGAGGUUCUCCGCUUCAACUGCUACUGGAACGAUCACACCAAGUAUGGCACACGCCAGUACUACACCUUGCACUACUACCUUGCGGAUGACACAGCUGAGAUUUUGGAGAACAUGUCCAGGAACUCUGGCCGUGAUCCGUAUCCAACCUUCUAUCGCCGCUCUCCCUUGCGCAAGACUCCGGCCUGGCCCUUGCAUUCUCCGCCUCAUGCGCACGAUCUUCCAAUUAUCCCAAAGCCCUCCCGCCAGAACAUCAGCGCCAUUCCGGGAAUGGAGGUCGAGUCAGCCUGGCCCCGGGUGCUUCCCGUGAACGCUGUAGCAAGGCAUGUCAUGGAGUGUAGCACGCUGGAAUUUCUUAGUUGGUGUUUCGAGGUGGUGUACAAGCCGGAGGACUUGCUGGUUGGUGAGGCAGGCUUCGCUGAUUUCACUGCCUCCAACUCUUCGUGGUAUUGA